This is a messenger RNA of Amphimedon queenslandica, 1508 nucleotides long. RefSeq names its product arginine--tRNA ligase, cytoplasmic-like. The coding region runs from base 1 to 1431 and encodes 476 amino acids. The transcript has 10 exons. Gene Ontology annotation, biological process: arginyl-tRNA aminoacylation. The record is from RefSeq and is a predicted model, not a curated record. Gene Ontology annotation, molecular function: arginine-tRNA ligase activity; ATP binding. Lineage: Eukaryota; Metazoa; Porifera; Demospongiae; Haplosclerida; Niphatidae. Gene Ontology annotation, cellular component: cytoplasm.
AUGCGGCCCUACAGCCCCUCCUUGGUACCUCCUUUUUCCGUAGUUCAUUCAUUUUCCCACAUGGCGUCUCUUGAGGACAUUGCUGACAAUCUACACAGUACUGAAGAGAAACUAGGCAUUGUUUCGUCCAACCUUCGCUUGGUUAAUGUGGAUCAACAGCCAGAAACCACAUCUGGAGCCUUUGGUGAAGAAUUGUCUCAGCUCGAGGUGGCUAACAAUAAAUUGAAGUAUAGGAUAUCUCACCUUAAAAAAAGUAUAGCAGACGAAAAUACUAAAAGAGCCCUGCACAUGACUAAUGUUAGAAGUGUGAUAACUGCUAUUUUCCGGACUGCAUUAUGUAAAUGCUAUCCUUCAUUUAAUACUACCAGAGCUAUUAUACAGGCGUCUGGAGCUGAAAGAUUUGGAGAUUAUAAGUGUGUGGCUGCAAUGCCACUUGCUAAUACUUUGAAGCAAUCAGGUGAAGUUCUUUCUCCUCGUGAUGUUGCACAGAAAAUUCUUAAUAAUCUUCCUUCAACUCCAUUUGUUAUUGAAAAGUGUGAAGUGGCUGGUCCUGGCUUUAUUAAUGUUUAUGUUAAAAGAUCUUACAUUUCGGAGCUAGUGUCAGACAUUCUUGUAAAAGGUGUUCGCCCUCCACCUGUUGAAAGAAAAUUGAGAGUAAUUGUUGAUUUUUCAUCUCCAAAUGUUGCUAAAGAAAUGCACGUUGGUCAUCUCAGAUCAACAAUUAUUGGAGAGACAAUAUGUCGCUUAUUGGAAUUCUUUGGCCAUGAUGUGUUAAGACUGAAUCAUGUUGGUGAUUGGGGUACUCAGUUUGGCAUGCUCAUUGCCCACUUGCAAGAUCAGUUUCCAGACUACUCUACAGUGUCUCCUCCUAUUGGAGACCUGCAGAAAUUUUAUCGCGAGUCAAAGAAAAGAUUUGAUAAUGAUGAAAAUUUUAAAAAAAGGGCAUAUAACUGUGUAGUGAAACUUCAAGGAAAUGAUCCAGAAGUACAUCAAGCUUGGAAGCUUAUUUGUGAUGUGUCACGUAAAGAAUUCUUAUUGAUAUAUGAUCGUCUUGGUGUGAAAAAUCAGGAGAGGGGUGAAUCCUUUUAUGAGCCAAUGAUGCCUGGAAUAGUUAAAGAUCUUAGAGGCAAAGGACUGGCUGUAAUUGAAGAUGGAGCUACAGUGAUGCAUAUUCCUGGUAAAUUAGUUCCACUGAUGCUUGCUAAAUCAGAUGGUGCACAUACUUAUGAUACAAGUGAUAUGGCCGCUCUAAGACAUCGUAUUGAAGAAGAAAAGGGAGAUUGGUUAAUAUAUGUUGUAGAUGCUGGACAGGGUCUUCAUUUUGAGACUGUAUUUGAAGGAGGUUGUAUGGCAGGCUAUGUUGCUGAUGGUGUUCGCAUUGACCAUGUCGGUUUUGGUGUUGUCCUUGGAGAAGACAAAGAAAAAAAUUAAAAACACGAUCUGGAGAUACUGUUAGAUUGAAGGAUUUACUAGAUGAAGGAUUAGAGAGGUCUUUAGAACGAUUGAAA